CAGGUUUAUAGGUUCAUUGGUUUUGGUAAAGGUUGUACAUUGUCCCUAGUGUGUGUAGGAUUGUGUUAAUGUGCGAGGAUCGCUGGCCAGCGCAGACUCGGUGGGCCGAAGGGCCUGUUUUCGCGCUGUAUCUCUAAACGGAACUCAACUACAAGACAUCCUAGCAGAAUUAGGCCAUUCAGCCCAUCGAGUCUACUCCGCCACUCUACCAUGGCUGAUCUACUUUUCCUUCUCAACCCCAUGCUGCUGCCUUCUCCCAGUAACCAUUGACACCCUUACUAAUCACGAAUCUAUCAUUCUCUGUUUUGGAAACACCUAAUGACAGUCUCCACAGCCGUCUGUGGAAAUGAAUACCACAAAUUCACCGCCCUCUGGCUCAAGAAAUUCCUGCUCAUCUCCAUUCUGUAGAUAAAUCCUUUUAUUCUGAGGCUGUGCUCUUUGGUAGGUAGGUUUCAAUGUUGCUGUAUCCUUCCGUCCUGGCCAUGUGUUGUCACGAGUAGCCUAGACCUUGCUGAUGUUCUGAUGUUCCCAUCUCCCCGUCUGACUGGCUUUCUCUCUCCACGCUUUCACCGCAUGCACCUGUCACCGGCUGGCCGUGCAGAACCAGACAAGGAUGAGCCUGAGUCCAAGGCCAGAGGGAAACCCAGCAAAACUCCCAGAAAGGAGACGACCUUAACCUUUCAGGCCGGGGGUGAGAAAAAGGUCAAAAGCAGAAAGAAAGGGGCACAGUCAGGACAAGAUGAGAGUGAGGACACAGAACCCAACCCAAAAGCCACAAAAACUAAAAAGAAGAAGCAGAACCCGGCCAACAUGUUCCAGGCUGGAGGAGCGGUGAACAAGGAGAAAAAGACCAAGAAAAAAGAAUCCGAAGAUGACGAGAAUAAAACUGCACAAAGGAACAGCAACAGAAAGGGAAAGUGUGCAAAGAAAAAAUCACCCAGUGACAGUUUGACCACCAGGGCAGAAUCUCCCAUCCUGGAAAUCGAUGACCUGGAGAAGUUUGUGUUGCAGCCCGCAGCCCAGGGCACCACCAUCAAAUGCAAAGUCACCAGGGACAAGAAAGGCAUGGACAGGGGUCUGUACCCCACCUACUACCUGCACUUGGACACCAACGAGAACAAAAAGGUUUUCCUGCUCGCUGGAAGAAAGAGGAAAAAGUGCAAAACUUCCAAUUACCUCAUUUCAAUCGAUCCAACGGACCUGUCCAGAGGGGGAGAGAACUUCAUCGGGAAACUCAGGUCAAACCUGAUGGGGACCAAGUUUACGGUGUUCGACAGCGGACUCAAUCCUGAGCGGGGAAGGGCCGAUCGUUCCAACAGUCGGCAGGAGCUCUCCGCCAUUGCCUACGAGACCAACGUGCUUGGAUUCCGAGGCCCCAGGAGGAUGACGGUGAUCAUCCCAGCGAUGGACGAGAAGCAGGAACGCAUCCCCUUCCGUCCGCGCAAUGUCAAAGACGGGCUGCUCAUCAGAUGGCAAAACAACAACACGGAGAACUUAAUUGAAUUGCACAACAAGACGCCGGUGUGGAAUGAUGAGACGCAGUCGUACGUACUGAACUUCCACGGGAGAGUGACUCACGCCUCAGUGAAGAACUUCCAGAUCGUCCACGAGAAUGACGCUGACUAUAUCGUAAUGCAGUUUGGACGGGUGGCCGAUGAUGCUUUCACCAUGGACUACAGCUACCCCAUGUGUGCAGUCCAGGCAUUUGCCAUCGCCCUCUCCAGCUUCGACGGGAAACUAGCGUGUGAAUGAUCAACAACAUCACACGGCGGAGCUUGACACUGAAGUGCGCUUUUACUUAAUCUCCGAGGCUAGCGUUAGAUUAAUGUAUGUGGUAAGCAUUUUAUCGUAACCUUGUGCAGGGUUUCUUGAGGUUGCACCCUAAGGGCUGUAGGGCAGUCGGAGAUCGGUAGAAAUGCUCCACCCUUUGAAAUCACCGUCUGGCUGGGGGGAGGGGCAGGGGAAGCACCAAGUCCAAAAUGGAGAGGGUGAAUUCGAGACGGAGGAAGGAGUCUUCAAAACGGUGGAGGGGGUCUUCAAAAUGUAGGACGGGACCUGCAAAAUGGAGGAAGGGCUCUUCAAAACGGUGGAAGGGGUCAUAAAAAUGGAUGAGGGACUCUUCAAAAUGGGGGGGGGAGAGGUCUUCAAAAUGGAGGAAGGGGCCAUUCAAAAUGAAGGAAAGGGUCUUCAAAAUGGAGGAGGGGACCUUCAAAAUGGAGCAAGUGGUUGUCAAAAUGGAGGGAAACUAAAUAUGGAGGAAGGGACCUUGAAAAUAGCAAACACAUUGUGGUUCUUACUCUGAUCACACUGAGAUUAGUAAUGGGAAAUUCAUUUGUAGUCGAUCCUACCAUGUUUUAAUGUCUAUUUUCUAAUUUGACUGUUCAAGAAUGUAAUUAAAGUGUCUAUGAUUGCGUCAGACUCAUUUAUAUUCUACGCUGGGGCAUUCAUUUUUUUUUCAUAAGGUUGGAAAUCGGAGAGAAAGUUUGGCUUUGGACGAGAUGGCCGUUGUAUUCAUGGUCAGAUUCGUCAAGCGCAGUUAUAAUGUAAUGCUUUUCACAGAAGUACGUAACCAGUGAACCUACAAACUAGGCACAGUGGCACAGAGCAGCUGCAUCACAGUGCCAAAGACCCAGGUUUGAUCCUCACCUCACCCCACCUCGGGUGCUGUCUGUGUGGAGUUUGCAAGUUCUCCCUGUGAAGAACUUUCUGGGUUUCCUCCAGAUGCUCCGAUUUCCUCCCAUGUCACAAAGACGUGCGGCUUUGUAGGUCAAUUAGCCUCCGUUAAUUUGAUCCAUGUGUGUAGGGAGUGU
Leucoraja erinaceus (little skate) is the source of this 2810-nucleotide messenger RNA. RefSeq names its product tubby-related protein 1-like. The transcript has 9 exons. Gene Ontology annotation, cellular component: cilium. Lineage: Eukaryota; Metazoa; Chordata; Chondrichthyes; Rajiformes; Rajidae. Gene Ontology annotation, biological process: protein localization to cilium. Gene Ontology annotation, molecular function: actin filament binding. The record is from RefSeq and is a predicted model, not a curated record. Bases 523 to 1752 code for a protein of 409 amino acids.